AUGCUUCGGUCGGUGAUCAAAGUGGGGACGUCGUCCCUCAUCGACGACGAGACAGGGACGCUCGCCCUCUCGUCGAUCGCUGGCAUCUGCGAGGUCCUCGCGCGCCUCCAGCGCCGUGGGCACCAGGUGGUGCUGGUGAGCUCCGGUGCAGUGGGUGCCGGGUGCCUGAAGAUGGGUCUGUCGCGGCGUCCCGCGGACCUGGCUGCUCGUCAGGCGCUGGCGGCGGUCGGGCAGGUGCACCUGAUGCGGAUGUACGACGACCUCCUGACGUCACUCAAGGUCACGUGCGCCCAGGUGCUCCUCACGCCCGAGAACCUGGCCUCGCGGCCGCAGUACCUCAACGCCCGCAACACCUUCGAAGCGCUCCUGCGGAUGGGGACCAUUCCGAUCGUCAACGAGAACGACACCGUCGCUGUCUCCCAGCUGCGGUUCGGUGACAACGACACGAUGUCGGCGCAGGUGGCGGCGCUCGUGCACGCGGACUACCUGUUCCUGCUCACGGACGUGGACGCACUGUACACCUCGAACCCGUCGCUGGACCCGCAAGCCAAGCGGAUAGCGGAGGUCCACGACCUCUCCGAGCUCGCGGUGGACACGAGCACGAGCGGGACGCAGUGGGGCACCGGCGGCAUGGCGACGAAGCUCACGGCGGCGCGAAUCGCAACGGCCGCAGGGUGCAACGUCGUGGUCGGGGCUGCGUCUGCGCCGGACAGAAUCGUCCGGGUGCUGAGCGGGGAGCUCCACGGGACGCUGUUCCACGCCCACCCGCGUCCGCUGCGAUCCCGGCGGCGAUGGAUCCUGGCCGUGCCUCCCAAGGGGUCCCUGUGGCUGGACGCGGGAGCGGUGCGCGCGGUGCGGGACAAGCGCAAGAGCCUGUUCGCGUCGGGCGUCGUCGAGGUCGAAGGGGAGUUCAACGCCGAGGAGGCUGUGCGCCUGUGCGGCCCGGACGGGCAGGAGUUCGCGCGGGGCCUGUCCAACUACGCAUCGGGCGACGCGAGGCGGUUGCGCGGGCUGGCGUCGUCGCGGUACGACAAGGCGCUCGGGUACGUAGGACCGGAGGAGGUGUGUCACCGCGACAACGUGGCGCUGCUCGAGGUGCAUCGCAACGACGAAUCCGGCGACGAAAUGUAA
This is a messenger RNA of Pedinophyceae sp. YPF-701, 1131 nucleotides long. Lineage: Eukaryota; Viridiplantae; Chlorophyta; Pedinophyceae. The record is from the annotation of a GenBank genome assembly.